AUGGUGUUCGUCAGAAAAGCAACCCACGCCGGUAGUUGGUACACAAAUUCAGGAUGUGACUUAAAUAAGCAACUUGGAGAUUGGCUAAGUGCUGCAGAUUUAUCACACGGACCAGCUAGAGCUAUUAUUGCUCCUCAUGCUGGUUACAGCUACUGUGGAGGAUGUGCAGGCUUUGCUUAUCGACAAAUAAGUCCUGUUGUAGUCCGUAGGAUUUUUAUUCUUGGUCCUUCUCAUCAUGUAAGAUUACCUGGAUGUGCUUUAUCGUCAGCUUCUACAUACAUAACUCCUCUAUACGAUUUGACUAUAGAUCAAGAAGUGUGCCGUGAAUUGAAAGAAACUGAUGAGUUUGAACUGAUGAAUAUGAAUACUGAUGAAGGUGAACAUAGUAUUGAAAUGCAAUUACCAUUCAUUGCUAAAGUUAUGGAAGACUUUAAAGAUGGAUUCACUAUAAUACCUAUUUUGGUUGGCUCAAUGAGUCCAGAGAAAGAAGCUAUUUAUGGAAAGUUGUUAGCACCUUAUUUAGCUGAUCCACAAAACUUAUUUGUCAUUUCAUCAGAUUUUUGCCAUUGGGGUCAACGAUUUAGAUAUACUUAUUAUGAUCGUUCAAGUGGUCCAAUUUAUCGAUCAAUUCAAGCCCUUGAUAAAAUGGGGAUGGAUAUUAUUGAAACACUGAAUCCAGCUUCAUUUACGGAGUAUCUUAGAAAAUAUGGUAACACAAUAUGUGGACGACAUCCUAUCGGAAUAUUAUUACAGGCGAUUCAAAGCUUCAAGGAGAACUGCAAUGGACAAAGAAUGAAUUUAAAAUUCUUAAAGUAUGCUCAAAGUAGCCAAUGCAUUAACAUGAGUGACAGCUCAGUUAGUUAUGCGAGUGCUUCCCUAGUACUUGAGUGACGUUUGCGACGAUCUCUUUAAAAAAUACACCUAUGCUUAAGUGCAAUGUGACAUAAAUUAAAUGGGAAUUCAACAGAAUGUAAUUUAAGAAGCAACUGAUCGAUAAAAAGUUGAUGGAUUAUUAUUAGUAUGGUUCGCUUUGGAAUUAAUUCGCUUCUUAUUACUAAAUGCAAAUAGACUUAUACCGUAAACAUUACAUAUGAUUUAAAAUACAUUAGAAAAAGUUUAAUUUUUUGAUGACCUAGUGAUUACUGCAUAAGUUAAUCUUAAUGGUGAAACUUAAAUGUUUGUAUCUAUUUUUUCAGUAAACUUUUUUGUCACUUUACAUUGUCAUCAAUCAAUUACCUUUAUCAAUUGAACUUGAUGAUCAAGUCGAUGAUAAUGAAAAGAAAGAAAAAUGAAAAUACGUAAAUAAAAAUAUAUUUUUAUCUCA
Messenger RNA from Chelonus insularis, 1324 nucleotides. RefSeq names its product protein MEMO1. The record is from RefSeq and is a predicted model, not a curated record. NCBI's taxonomy places the organism in Eukaryota, Metazoa, Arthropoda, Insecta, Hymenoptera, Braconidae. Bases 1 to 891 code for a protein of 296 amino acids. The transcript is spliced from 8 exons.